Symbiodinium sp. CCMP2456 is the source of this 378-nucleotide messenger RNA. Lineage: Eukaryota; Dinophyceae; Suessiales; Symbiodiniaceae. The record is from the annotation of a GenBank genome assembly.
AUGGCAAGGCAGAUAGCAAAUUUUGGACGCCUUGUUGACAGCGUGUUUUUCACAACGGUUGCCCUCUUCAUCAGCGGAUUUGGCUUGUUCUUGUUGGGUGAACUCUACAAGAAUGUUGUCCAGCAGGAGGCGAAGAAGCUAAGCAAAGUUGCUGGUGUGGUCGCCAGGCUCUUUCCUUUCCCAGACAAGAAAUUUGAGUUCAGCCUCACCCAUGUGGUGGUCUUCUCGAUGCUGAUCGGUCUGCUCUGCAUGCUCCACCAUCCUGCGCAGGAUAUUCUCCAGCACGAUGCGGAGAGGGAGCAAAAGGAGAGGAAGAGACGGGAGGAGGCUGAGAAGAGGAAGCGAAAGGAGGAGAAGAAAACCCAAGGCGACAAAUGA